Amborella trichopoda is the source of this 2354-nucleotide messenger RNA. It is a transcript of the gene ETFQO, whose product is annotated as electron-transfer flavoprotein:ubiquinone oxidoreductase. Gene Ontology annotation, molecular function: iron-sulfur cluster binding; electron-transferring-flavoprotein dehydrogenase activity. Gene Ontology annotation, biological process: electron transport chain. The record is from RefSeq and is a predicted model, not a curated record. NCBI's taxonomy places the organism in Eukaryota, Viridiplantae, Streptophyta, Magnoliopsida, Amborellales, Amborellaceae. Gene Ontology annotation, cellular component: mitochondrial inner membrane.
UUUUAAUUUUUAAUUUUUUUCCUUAAAUUAAUUAGUCUGGAGUUCUGGACAGUUUUUUGAUAAUUUCCCUGAUUAGUGUCUGUCAUGGAAAUGAUUUCCUUCAAUGCGAUUGCUUCCUCAAAUCUUUAUAAGCUCUCUGUCGGACUGAGAAAUUGCGACCCAAGUUUUCAUUCUACCUUUUUCUCUCUCCUCAAUAAACCAUGCACCGAUUAUUCUUCUCUCUCUACCCCAAAUCUACCCAUCUCAAGAAGCUCAAACGUACUCUCUCUCUCAAAAUCCAAAGGUACCCACAUCAUGAAUUUCGCCAUUUCCAGAGUUGCAUCCAUGAUAAUUCUUCUCUUUCAUUUGGGGUGCAUGAAACCAUCGAAAAUGGGAUUAGAUUUUCUAGGGUUUUCAGUUUUAGCAGUUUUUUCAGAAGGUUUUCCAGUGAAGCAAGCAGAGAGUCACUGGAAUUUGAUGUUGUAGUGGUUGGUGCUGGGCCCGCUGGUUUAUCAGCGGCGAUUAGACUGAAGCAAUUGUGUAAAGAGAGUGACACUGAUUUAUCUGUGUGUGUUGUGGAGAAAGGUGCAGAAGUGGGAGCUCAUAUAUUAUCUGGAAAUGUUUUUGAGCCACGAGCUCUAAAUGAACUUCUACCUAGAUGGAAAGAGGAUGGGGCUCCAAUUGAAAUACCCGUCUCUUCUGAUAAGUUUUGGUUUCUUACCCAAGACCGUGCUUUUUCACUGCCUCCUCCAUUUGAUAACCAUGGGAAUUAUGUGAUAAGUUUGAGUCAGCUAGUACGCUGGAUGGGAACAAAGGCUGAAGAAUUGGGUGUUGAAAUAUACCCGGGUUUUGCUGCUAGUGAAAUUCUAUAUGAUGCCAAUAAUAGGGUUGUUGGAGUUGUGACAAAUGAUAUGGGUGUUGCGAGAGAUGGUUCAAAAAAGGAAAAUUUCCAACAUGGAGUGGAACUAAAAGGACGGAUUACCCUUCUUGCUGAAGGCUGUAGAGGUUCUAUAUCACAGAAAAUAAUAAGAGAUCACAAGCUACGGUUGAAGGCCCACGCAGAAAAUCAAACCUAUGCUUUAGGUAUUAAGGAGGUGUGGGAAGUUGAUGAUGCUAAGCAUAAACCCGGCCUUGUCUUACAUACUUUGGGAUGGCCAUUGGAUCAUAAGACAUAUGGAGGGACUUUUCUAUACCAUAUGAAGGACAGACAGGUUUCCAUUGGUUUGGUUGUUGCUUUGAACUAUCAAAAUCCUUACUUAAAUCCUUAUGAAGAAUUUCAGAAAUUCAAGCAACAUCCUUCUAUCAGGCCCCUUUUGGAAGGUGGAAAUGUUCUCCAAUAUGGUGCCCGCACCCUUAAUGAAGGUGGCUUCCAGUCAAUUCCUUACCCCGUCUUCCCUGGAGGAGCUCUCAUCGGAUGCUCAGCUGGCUUCCUAAAUGUCCCCAAAAUAAAAGGAUCUCAUACUGCUAUGAAAUCAGGAAUGCUUGCAGCAGAAGCAGCAUUUAAUGUGUUUCAUAGAGGAGCAGAGAUGGACACUUAUUGGGAUCUAUUGAGGAAGUCUUGGGUAUGGGAAGAGCUUCAUAGAGCUCGAAAUUACCGGCCAGCCUUCGAGUAUGGAUUGAUUCCUGGGUUGGCUAUUUCUGCUUUAGAACAUUAUAUUUUUAGGGGAAGGUUGCCGCUUACGUUAAAGCACGGAAAACCUGAUCAUGAAGCCACCUAUGUUGCUGCUGCUCACAAGCCAAUUGUUUACCCAAAACCUGAUGGCGUGGUGUCAUUUGACUUGCUAACCUCACUAUACAGGAGUAACACUAACCAUGAUCAUGACCAGCCUGUUCAUCUCCGCCUGAAGGAUCCAUCCAUACCACAACUUGUAAAUCUGCCUCAGUAUGCCGGACCUGAGUCACGAUACUGCCCUGCUCGUGUAUACGAAUAUGUAGCAGAUGAGAAAGGCUGCAUGAAACUGCAAAUUAAUGCUCAAAAUUGUCUCCAUUGUAAGGCAUGUGAUAUCAAAGACCCUAAACAGAAUAUAGAAUGGAAUGUACCUGAAGGAGGGGGAGGGCCAGGAUACACUAUCAUGUAGAAAAUUUUUUUCCCUUUUUUCUUCUGAAAAAUGCAGUUGCAUUGCCACAAAACCUGCCAAUCGUUCAUAUCCACCUUGAGGAUCAUAGAUGUUGAAAAAAUGGAUAUCAAUCUCUAAUUUUGGUUCAUUUUGCAACACUAACAACUUUGGAUUGCCCAAGUCACAUAUCUGCUAUAUUUGUACCAUCUUUUAAGCUUCAAAUUCUGGAGUCAUGAAAAAUCUGGCCAUAACAAGUUUCCCACUGUUGUAUAUGUUCUUUCAAGUUGGGUUUUAAUUUUACAGUGCCAUUUUGAGGUU